UUAUGCGUGACACUGCAAAUAAUAACAGCACCCCAGUGUUUAGGAACAUGCAGUGCGACCCCAGGAUUAUUCAGUAACUCCAGCAUGAGCCGUGUCAAGUACACAGCGUUAAUUAUUUCAAGUGUGAGAGGAAAGAAACUAGAACGUUGCAGCAGCUAAAAAUGAAGUAGCUAUAAAAACAACAUCCAGUCAAGCUGAAGCUUUCAGCAGCACAGGUUCAGGCUGAAUGACUUUACAAACACUUGACAUUAAAUAUUAGUCAGUAUCUAUUUCAAUGCGCUGCAGCUUUUUCCACAUGGCCUAAAACACUCUUUUCACACAGACUACUGAAAUAUUCUCUAAUCCAACCAGUUUCUUAAACCACCGACUCGCUCAGCAGCAGCACUGACGGAUGAAGAGGGGCAAGAAUCACACAAACUAACUUGCUUUUGUAGGCCUAUAUGAAUACACAGAUUCGGUUUACACGGCAAGCACCAUUAAAACGGGAUCAUGCAUCUGUUUAUCUGUGUUUGUGUGGUGAAGAAUAAGAGUUCAGUCAGAUGACUGACGGAGGCCUGUGAGCGCGGAUGAACAUUAAUGAAGCUGCACACAGAUCCUUGUGUUCCGCAGGUGUCGUGUUAGUGUAACCGGAUCGGUUCAGACACAGCAGCUGCUCUCUGGACGCGGUCAGACCGGCCGGUCUCUGCUCUCCAGAUGGAGCAGAAGAGCGUCAUCAAGCUCAGUCACUGUGACAAGGACAUCUACUGCUUCUUCGUGCCGGACCAGUGUCCCGAGUGCGGCGUGAGCUUCAGCGGGAAGCGGCUGGAGGAAGCACCGGUCAGUGUACCGAGCCCCUUCAGUAACGGACACAAAGAACCCUGCGCCUUCCUGGUGACCUCCUCAGAGGACGGAGCGCUCAGGGACUUCGACGGCGGCUCUGAUCUACACACCGGAAUCACCGACACAAACGGAGUGGUGUACAGCUACACGGAGCGGGGUGUCCAGCGAGAGCAUGCGGGCUGGGAGCGCUGUGUCUGCGUGCCGCUGGUGCAGCCCGACAUGUUCAGUCUGAUGAGUCAGUGGGAUCCGUACCUGGAGAAGUUCUCCUCCGCUCAGACCUGGGACCCGGCCUGGCAGAGCUUUAACGAGGAAAGCCACAACUGCUACAGCUACUCGCUGAUGUUCAUCAACUGUGUUCUGGCCACGCAGUCGAAGCGAGCGCUGAGUAAAGAUGAAUUCACACGCUCCUUCGUGCUUCCUCGGAUCAAACGAGCUUCCAAGUACAUCACGCUGUGCCGCGAGAUUUCCCAGAACCACUUCUACAUCGUCGACAGUCUGCGCAGAAACUCAGGCGAGGGUCCGAGCGAGGACGAGGACAGCAAGAACAACCGAGACCCUCUGUUCCUCACACGUCCUGAAUCAAGAACACAGAGCUGCAGACCCAGACGUGCGGAGCGCUCGGAGAGCCGUGUGCUGCGUGCGGUACCUGCAGAGAGAAGCGCCGGAGACACUCCGGAGAGCACAGCGCGUCUUCAGCCAGGCCUGCCGGAGCGAUGACCAGACACAGCAUC
Messenger RNA from Onychostoma macrolepis, 1550 nucleotides. It is a transcript of the gene mkrn2os.2, whose product is annotated as MKRN2 opposite strand, tandem duplicate 2. The transcript is spliced from 5 exons. Lineage: Eukaryota; Metazoa; Chordata; Actinopteri; Cypriniformes; Cyprinidae. The record is from RefSeq and is a predicted model, not a curated record. Bases 694 to 1536 code for a protein of 280 amino acids.